Didymodactylos carnosus is the source of this 204-nucleotide messenger RNA. The record is from the annotation of a GenBank genome assembly. Lineage: Eukaryota; Metazoa; Rotifera; Eurotatoria; Philodinida; Philodinidae.
AUGGUAUCUAUGCAUCCCGAUAUUGUCUCAGUAUAUUGGGAUGCAAAAAAAGGCUGGUGUAGGGAGCUACAGUCCCCGAUGUAUUGGUCUGUUACAGACCAAUAUAUUGACUUAUGUAUCGAUAGCAUGGAUGAAGGACGUUCCAUUCCUCAAUAUAUUGGUCUGUUAUCGCCCAAUAUAUCGACUCAUGUAUUGACAGCAUGA